UCGGCAGAAUGUGGUUUCAUCAGUCGGUUCGUGUCCCUCCUGCUGGUCUCUGUGGUCUCUGUGGUCCCGCCUCCUCCUCUUAAAGGACUGGACGCGUCUUUACGCAGCGCAGUCAGCUGGAGCUUCUGGAUCAGGACUGAGCUGGAGGUUAUGGACCAGGAUGGAGCAGGACGGAUCCACACGGAGCCUCCUGUGAGCCUGAGGAUGACCUCGGACCGCUGCGGAGCUCCAGAGGACUCCAGGAGCAGCUUCGGAGCGGCGCUGAGCUCCAACGUCUCCAAGAUGCUUCCCGAAAGCAACGUGACGAAGAGCUGCGGGUCGGUGUCGGUGGGCUUCCCCAUCUCCAUGAUGGUCACCGGGAUGGUGGGGAACUCUCUGGCUCUGCUGCUGGUCUACAUCUCCUACAGGAAGAAGGAGAACAGGAGGAAGAAGUCCUUCCUGCUCUGCAUCGGCUCCCUGGCGCUCACGGACCUGUUCGGCCAGCUCCUCACCAGCCCCAUCGUGAUCUCGGUGUACCGGGCGGGACAGAGCUGGGACCGGAUCGACCCUUCCGGGAAGCUGUGCGCGUUCUUCGGCGUGUGCAUGACAACUUUCGGGCUGUGCGCGCUCUUCCUGGCCAGCGCCAUGGCCAUAGAGCGCGCCACGGCCAUCACCAGCCCGCACUGGUACUCCAACCACAUGAAGACCAGCGUCACCAAGCAGACCCUGGUCCUCAUCUGGGUCCUGGUCCUGCUGUUCGCGCUGCUGCCCGUCGUCGGGGUCGGGAAGUACACGGUGCAGUGGCCCGGGACCUGGUGCUUCAUCAGCACCGGGGACACCCACACCCCCGGGAACUUGUUCUUCUCCGUCACUUUCGCGGUUCUCGGGAUCUUCUCUCUGCUCGUGACGUUCUCCUGUAACGUGGUGACCAUCAGAGGUCUCCUCCUCCGCUGCAGGACCAAGUCCGGAGCUUCAGGAGGGUCCUCCACGUCCCGCCAGUGGGAGCGGCUCACCACGGAGCCCGUGAUCCAGCUGCUGGGCAUCAUGAGCGUCCUGCUGGUCUGCUGGUCCCCGCUGCUGGUUCUGAUGCUGAGGAUGAUCUCCACCCAGGUGUCCUCCCAUCAGUGUAACUCCACAUCAGUCGCCUCCACCAGCGCCUCCAGCCGGGACUUCCAGCUGGACUGUAACUUCUUCCUGACGGCGAUCCGCCUGGCGUCCCUGAACCAGAUCCUGGACCCAUGGGUCUACCUGCUGCUCCGCGAGAUCCUGCUGAGGAAGUUCUGCAUCGUGGCCAACGCCGUCUCCAACUGUUCCCUGGAGGACCAGAAGGAGACACCGACGGCUGUGGACACCGUGAACAAACAGAACCAGGAGAACAAGAACCUUUGCAAGCCUCAGGGUAACUGAGAAGCUGCUGUCCUGGAGUGUGAGGACAGAAGAAACGACGGUUGGACUGGACUUCUGUCCACAUGAGGAUAUCCAGCAGCAGAUAGAGGAGUGUCUGGAGCAGCGUGGAUGAAAUCUCUGCGCGUUUUGUUGAAUUCCAGUCAGAACCAGCAUGUGGACAGGAAUUCUCUCAUCGCCAUCUUUAACUAAACUCCAGACCUGACUGGAGGAGAAACAUCUCACGAUUGUCGCCUGAAGCCAUAAGCUAAACUCAACCUUUCUGUGAAUGUAAUUUAAGACACAAGCUGUAAAGUUAAGCUUCACUUAUGAUGUAAAUAUCUCAGACGUUGUUCAAAAAAGGACGAGGAAACAUUCCACGCUGGAUCUGGUUGUUGUCUGAUUAUUUAUUGGCUGAUGCUCCUGUCAGGCGUCACUUCCUGUAAACGAUCGCACAUUGUGAUUGGUUUUCAGGACCACUGAAUGUGAAGUCACCAGUUUUCCUCCUGAAUAUGAAUUCUGCUAAACUGCUGUGAGGUUUUUUCUUCUUGAAAUGUUUUUGUGAUGUUGUGAGGAGAAGGACUGGAGAUGUGAGACGAUGGAUCAGAGUUGAACUAUUCCACUGGACUGAAGGGAUUUAAGAUGUAGGUUCACUCCGUUAAGACGAGUACGACGACAUUCAGCCAAACGUUUUCUGGGACAGAAGAAAGGAUAAUUGGAGUGAAUAUAGACUGACUAUGAGAGCAGAGAGAUGAGAUCUUUGGUUCAGAAGUCCACAUCAUGAACGUCACACACAGAGCAGAUGGAAAGUCUUCAACCUUCUCCUGGAGGGUUUCCACUUUUACUGCUUCUCAACACUGAAUCCUGGUUGAAAUAAUUUGGCUUUGAUGAGAAUUUAACAAAAAAAGGAUUCUUUCAUGUCCAUUAAAUACAAACAUCUUCCAGUUGGUGUUCAGGAGAAGAACCUUCAGCUCCAUCAUUGGUCCUGUUGGUCUCCAUCAGUCUGAACAUCUGACAUUUCUCCUUCUUCUUCAUAAAAUGUUAAACUCUGUCAGGUUCUUCAGGGAUCCUGAUCAACAGAACUUUUCUAGUUCUCACCUGGAUGGAGGUCUGGACUCUGACUCCUCCAGAACUUCCUCCUUGUUGUCUUCAAACAUCUUUGAGGAUCUCUGUCUGUUUGCUUCGACUCAUCGUCUGGAUGGAAAACUGAUCUUCUCCACGUCUCGUCAUCAAGUUGACCUCCAGGAUUUCAUUUACCCUCUACCUUUACCAGCCUUCCAGGACCUGCUGCUGAGGAACAGGAACUUCUUCCAGGUGUCUUCAGAGUCUCCACAUGUCUUCUGGUGAACUCUAGUCCACAUUUAAUUGGAGCUUUUUCCAUCAGAGUCUUUCUCUUUGUCUCCAUGAAGCUUUGACUGAUCAAGAACAGACAACAGUUGUUGGAUGAACAGUCUGAAGCUGGAACUCCUUCAGAGGAGUCAUACAGUCUUGGUGGCCUCCCUCUCUAGUCUCUCUUUGUUUCUUCGUCUCAGUUUUUAGGGACUUAGAACAUUUUUAAUUUUAUGACAUCACUUUGUAGAAAUCUGUUUCCACUUUGACAUGAAAGAGUCUUUUUUUGUGAGUUGCUGUGAAAACAUCCAAUCUAACUGAUCAUGAUUCAAGGUUGAAAAGCUCUAAAAGGAGAAAAAGUCCAGGAGGCUUAAGACUUUUCUAUCUGCUGUGAUUUUAAUAAAACAUCAGGCCUUAAUGAUGAACGGUGGAUAAAUGACAUUGAGGAGUUGUAGCUGCAGGCUGAGUGGCUUUUUAAUGAAGUAUUGAUUUAAUUUCAUCAGAUGAAGGUUUUCUUUGAUAGUUUUCCAGAUUUUCCUUUCAUCCUUGUGGCCUCAGAGAGUCGAUAACGAGGCGUUCAGAGCCAGCUAGACGAUCACGACGUCCACUGAGGCGUAAAUCUGCUCUUUUCUCUCUGCUUUGUCUCUAAAACAUCGUCUCACUGCUGCAAACGUUUACACCAAGAUCACUCAAAGGCGUUCAAGGAUUUGUGCAUUCGUUGCCAUGGUAACCUCCGGUUCACGGGACAAUCUCUCAUCACUGGCAUGAACCAGCAGCUCUGCCUCCUCAUCACAUCAGUAACCAGAUCAGACUAACGGCCUGUUCAGACGGUGAGAACCACUCACUGAUAACGACCUCAUCAGAAAUCUGCAGCGUCCACGAGAAAGAAAGAAAAGUUUAUCUGUUCAUCUGCAACCAGAGCUGCUGUGGAGGUUAUCUGGAGCUUAUCUGAAGGUUAUCUGGAGCUUAUCUGAAGUUUAUCUGGAGCUUAUCUGAAGUUUAUCUGGAGGUUAUCUGAAGGUUAUCUGGAGCUUAUCUGAAGGUUAUCUGGAGCUUAUCUGGAGCUUAUCUGAAGUUUAUCUGGAGCUUAUCUGAAGUUUAUCUGGAGGUUAUCUGAAGGUUAUCUGGAGCUUAUCUGAAGUUUAUCUGGAGCUUAUCUGAAGUUUAUCUGGAGCUUAUCUGAAGGUUAUCUGGAGCUUAUCUGAAGUUUAUCUGGAGGUUAUCUGGAGCUUAUCUGGAGCUUAUCUGAAGUUUAUCUGGAGGUUAUCUGAAGUUUAUCUGGAGGUUAUCUGAAGGUUAUCUGGAGCUUAUCUGAAGUUUAUCUGGAGCUUAUCUGAAGUUUAUCUGGAGCUUAUCUGAAGGUUAUCUGGAGCUUAUCUGAAGUUUAUCUGGAGGUUAUCUGAAGGUUAUCUGGAGGUUAUCUGGAGUUUAUCUGGAGCUUAUCUGAAGUUUAUCUGGAGGUUAUCUGAAGUUUAUCUGGAGGUUAUCUGAAGGUUAUCUGGAGCUUAUCUGAAAUUUAUCUGGAGGUUAUCUGAAGUUUAUCUGGAGCUUAUCUGAAGUUUAUCUGGAGCUUAUCUGAAGUUUAUCUGGAGCUUAUCUGAAGUUUAUCUGGAGCUUAUCUGAAGUUUAUCUGGAGCUUAUCUGAAGUUUAUCUGGAGGUUAUCUGAAGGUUAUCUGGAGGUUAUCUGGAGUUUAUCUGGAGCUUAUCUGAAGUUUAUCUGGAGGUUAUCUGAAGUUUAUCUGGAGGUUAUCUGAAGGUUAUCUGGAGCUUAUCUGAAAUUUAUCUGGAGGUUAUCUGAAGUUUAUCUGGAGCUUAUCUGAAGUUUAUCUGGAGCUUAUCUGAAGUUUAUCUGGAGCUUAUCUGAAGUUUAUCUGGAGGUUAUCUGAAGGUUAUCUGGAGCUUAUCUGGAGCUUAUCUGAAGUUUAUCUGGAGGUUAUCUGAAGUUUAUCUGGAGGUUAUCUGAAGGUUAUCUGGAGCUUAUCUGAAGUUUAUCUGGAGCUUAUCUGAAGUUUAUCUGGAGCUUAUCUGAAGGUUAUCUGGAGCUUAUCUGAAGUUUAUCUGGAGGUUAUCUGAAGGUUAUCUGGAGGUUAUCUGGAGUUUAUCUGGAGCUUAUCUGAAGUUUAUCUGGAGGUUAUCUGAAGUUUAUCUGGAGGUUAUCUGAAGUUUAUCUGGAGCUUAUCUGAAAUUUAUCUGGAGGUUAUCUGAAGUUUAUCUGGAGCUUAUCUGAAGUUUAUCUGGAGGUUAUCUGAAGUUUAUCUGAAGGUUAUCUGAAGUUUAUCUGGAGGUUAUCUGAAGUUUAUCUGGAGGUUAUCUGAAAGUUAUCUGGAGCUUAUCUGAAGUUUAUCUGGAGCUUAUCUGAAGUUUAUCUGGAGCUUAUCUGAAGGUUAUCUGGAGCUUAUCUGAAGUUUAUCUGGAGGUUAUCUGAAGGUUAUCUGGAGGUUAUCUGGAGUUUAUCUGGAGCUUAUCUGAAGUUUAUCUGGAGUUUAUCUGAAGUUUAUCUGAAGGUUAUCUGAAGUUUAUCUGGAGCUUAUCUGAAGUUUAUCUGGAGGUUAUCUGAAGUUUGUCUGAAGUUUAUCUGGAGCUUAUCUAAAGUUUAUCUGGAGGUUAUCUGAAGUUUAUCUGGAGGUUAUCUGAAGUUUAUCUGGAGCUUAUCUGAAGUUUAUCUGGAGCUUAUCUAAAGUUUAUCUGGAGGUUAUCUGAAGUUUAUCUGGAGCUUAUCUGAAGUUUAUCUGGAGGUUAUCUGGAGGUUAUCUGGAGGUUAUCUGAAGUUUAUCUGGAGGUUAUCUGGAGGUUAUCUGAAGUUUAUCUGGAGGUUAUCUGAAGUUUAUCUGGAGGUUAUCUGAAGUUUAUCUGGAGGUUAUCUGAAGUUUAUCUGGAGCUUAUCUGAAGUUUAUCUGGAGCUUAUCUGAAGUUUAUCUGGAGGUUAUCUGAAGUUUAUCUGGAGCUUAUCUGAAGUUUAUCUGGAGCUUAUCUGAAGUUUAUCUGGAGGUUAUCUGAAGUUUAUCUAAAGUUUAUCUGGAGCUUAUCUGAAGUUUAUCUGGAGCUUAUCUGAAGUUUAUCUGGAGGUUAUCUGAAGUUUAUCUGGAGGUUAUCUGAAGUUUAUCUGGAGCUUAUCUGAAGUUUAUCUGGAGCUUAUCUAAAGUUUAUCUGGAGGUUAUCUGAAGUUUAUCUGGAGCUUAUCUGAAGUUUAUCUGGAGGUUAUCUGGAGGUUAUCUGGAGGUUAUCUGAAGUUUAUCUGGAGGUUAUCUGGAGGUUAUCUGAAGUUUAUCUGGAGGUUAUCUGAAGUUUAUCUGGAGGUUAUCUGAAGUUUAUCUGGAGGUUAUCUGAAGUUUAUCUGGAGCUUAUCUGAAGUUUAUCUGGAGCUUAUCUGAAGUUUAUCUGGAGGUUAUCUGAAGUUUAUCUGGAGCUUAUCUGAAGUUUAUCUGGAGCUUAUCUGAAGUUUAUCUGGAGGUUAUCUGGAGGUUAUCUGGAGGUUAUCUGAAGUUUAUCUGGAGGUUAUCUGGAGGUUAUCUGAAGUUUAUCUGGAGGUUAUCUGAAGUUUAUCUGGAGGUUAUCUGAAGUUUAUCUGGAGGUUAUCUGAAGUUUAUCUGGAGCUUAUCUGAAGUUUAUCUGGAGCUUAUCUGAAGUUUAUCUGGAGGUUAUCUGAAGUUUAUCUGGAGGUUAUCUGAAGGUUAUCUGGAGCUUAUCUGAAGUUUAUCUGGAGCUUAUCUGAAGUUUAUCUGGAGCUUAUCUGAAGGUUAUCUGGAGCUUAUCUGAAGUUUAUCUGGAGGUUAUCUGAAGGUUAUCUGGAGGUUAUCUGGAGUUUAUCUGGAGCUUAUCUGAAGUUUAUCUGGAGGUUAUCUGAAGUUUAUCUGGAGGUUAUCUGAAGUUUAUCUGGAGCUUAUCUGAAAUUUAUCUGGAGGUUAUCUGAAGUUUAUCUGGAGCUUAUCUGAAGUUUAUCUGGAGGUUAUCUGAAGUUUAUCUGAAGGUUAUCUGAAGUUUAUCUGGAGGUUAUCUGAAGUUUAUCUGGAGGUUAUCUGAAAGUUAUCUGGAGCUUAUCUGAAGUUUAUCUGGAGCUUAUCUGAAGUUUAUCUGGAGCUUAUCUGAAGGUUAUCUGGAGCUUAUCUGAAGUUUAUCUGGAGGUUAUCUGAAGGUUAUCUGGAGGUUAUCUGGAGUUUAUCUGGAGCUUAUCUGAAGUUUAUCUGGAGUUUAUCUGAAGUUUAUCUGAAGGUUAUCUGAAGUUUAUCUGGAGCUUAUCUGAAGUUUAUCUGGAGGUUAUCUGAAGUUUGUCUGAAGUUUAUCUGGAGCUUAUCUAAAGUUUAUCUGGAGGUUAUCUGAAGUUUAUCUGGAGGUUAUCUGAAGUUUAUCUGGAGCUUAUCUGAAGUUUAUCUGGAGCUUAUCUAAAGUUUAUCUGGAGGUUAUCUGAAGUUUAUCUGGAGCUUAUCUGAAGUUUAUCUGGAGGUUAUCUGGAGGUUAUCUGGAGGUUAUCUGAAGUUUAUCUGGAGGUUAUCUGGAGGUUAUCUGAAGUUUAUCUGGAGGUUAUCUGAAGUUUAUCUGGAGGUUAUCUGAAGUUUAUCUGGAGGUUAUCUGAAGUUUAUCUGGAGCUUAUCUGAAGUUUAUCUGGAGCUUAUCUGAAGUUUAUCUGGAGGUUAUCUGAAGUUUAUCUGGAGCUUAUCUGAAGUUUAUCUGGAGCUUAUCUGAAGUUUAUCUGGAGGUUAUCUGAAGUUUAUCUAAAGUUUAUCUGGAGCUUAUCUGAAGUUUAUCUGGAGGUUAUCUGAAGUUUAUCUGAAGUUUAUCUGAAGUUUAUCUGGAGGUUAUCUGGAGAUUAUCUGGAGGUUAUCUGCUCAGGAUUCACCUCGUUUGUUGAAGGAAAACUAAAAGCAUGAAGGACUUAUUCAGGAUUAUUUUAGAGCUCGUUCUUAGAAAUGGUGCAGAAAAAGGAACCGGUUGGGGUUAGAGGAGGAACAUUAUUAAUUUAGUCUUCAGCGUUCACCACCGAGGUUUGAUUCAUGACAAAAAAAAACUGGCUUUAAUUAAAGCAAACUAAAGACAUCAGUGAGAAAAUAACAACCCGAAGAGGAGAAUUAUUGGACCAACUUCAAGAACAUGCAGCUGAAUGGAGAUUUAAAUAUUAAAAUUAACGUCUCUGCUUUAAGUCAGACGUGUUUAAUUACCUCAAAAUGAGCUGCAGCUUAUUCUAGGUAAAAAUUAACCUGAAGUUUCCCGUUUCUCCAACUUAAAUACUGGUUUUACCCAAACAGAAAUGUAAAUGAGAACUUUCUGUUCUCUGCUUUUCUUUCCUCAGAAGCCUGAAAACUAAAAUGAACUGAAAUGAAUUGUUUAAUCUGGAACCAUGUGACUGAAAUAAGUUCCUCCAGAUGAAGUUAUGAAGUCAGAUUAAUGCCGCUGAUCAUUUAAUUUAUUUAAAAUUAACAGUUAAUCUGCAUUGCUGCAUUUUAGGAAAUAAAACUUUCCAUUUUUUUUCUAAAUAAAUGUUUGCUCUGUAUGAAAGUAAAACAUGAUUCUACAUAAACCUGCAGUCAUUUCCUGAAUUAUAAACAUCUGGGUUCUGGAAAGCGUCUGGAGACAAUCGGACUGUAGGUGGCGCUAUAGAAAUAAAACUGAAAAGAGCACUGUUGGACCGACUUUAAUGAAUUCUUUCAUUUUAUGACACUAAUUUCAGUUUAUCCAAAUCUAGUGAAGAAAUGAGUGAUUUUACUCAGAUCCACUAAAAUUAUUUUAUUCUUUUCUGUUUAAAUAUAAAAAGAAUAUUUGGACCAACUUCAUUUAAUGACUUCAUUUGAUAACACAAUAAAUGUUAGAUUUACAUAAAUUAUUUGAUGAACAGUUUACAUUGCUGUGAAUUAAUUUUAGGACAGUAAAAGCUAAAGCUUUCUUUUAAUGCAUGUAAAACAUGAUUUUUACAUAAACCGACCGUUAUUAUACUUUAUAAACUUUAAAACAAAAAACAGCAUUAUUGGACCAACUUCUUCAUCUGAAUGAAGGUUUGAAAUAUUUAAAUUAAAGUUAGACCUACUUAAAUGAUUUAAUUCCUCUGAAAUGAGCUGCAGCUAAAUUUUGGGAAAGUCAGCUUGAAGUUUCCAAAUCAAACUAAAGUUAAAUCAUGAUUUUAACAUUAAACUUCUUUUCUUUGUCAACUGUUGGAUCAACUUAAAUUAAUUGUUUUAUUUGGAGACACUAAUUAAAUUCUACUCUUAAAAUGAACGUGUUGUGAAAGAAGUUGAAAAAAUCGUGGAAAGGAUUUCUACAUAAAUGGAUUUCUCUGAACAUUCUGCAUCUCAGUUAUAAAAUAUAAAUUAAUUUACUCAAAUAUACAUUAAUUUUACCUGACAAAUGUAAAUUAAGUUGGACCAACUGUAACAAAAAAAGGUUAGAUCAACCUUUAGGAAAUGAGUUAAAUGAACCCAAACAGAUGGAAUGAACUUAACUCAAUAAACCAACUCCAAACUAAGUAAAUGAGUUUAUUGAAAUGAACUGAGUUAAUUCAAGUUAAGUUUGACAAACUGUAUUGAAAAAGCUUGGAUCAAUGCUUUGGAAAUGAGUUAAAUGAACCCGAACAAAUGAAGUUAACUCAACUUAAAUAAAUUACAUUUGAUCCAACCUCAGUAAAAAAAAAAAAAAAAACACAGUGAAUUAACUCAGUUCAAGUUAUUUGAGUUAGAUGAAAAUAAUUCAUCCAUGCUUUAUGAAACACUUUAAUCAUGUGGAAAUUCUCUCUUUUUUAAAGAGUUAUUUAAGUUUAUCCAAAUCUAGUCAACAAAUGAGUGGCUUAACUUAAAUCGAGUUAUGUUUGAUUUUUUUCUGCUUAAACUUUAAAAAGAAAAUAUGUGGAUGAACUUCCUUUAAUUACUUCACUUAGUGGCACAAAAUAAAUGUUAGAUUUACUUAAAUUAUUUGAUUCCUCACAGUUUCCACAAAUUACAUUUAAAGGAAGCUCAGCGUAAAAUAAUCAUUUUUUCCAACUUUUAAUUAUUUGCUAAUUUUCCCAAACCUUAAACAACUUUUAAACAUUUUUUAUUUCUAUUUAAUCUGUAAUUCUACUUAAAACGGUGACAGUUUGAAGAAACAUGGACGUUAAUAAGACGCUAAACCUCAUUUUCAGACAUUUGAUCUGCAGUUUAAAGAAAGAAAACGUGAUUUAAAGUGGACAGAAUAAACAAAAAAAUAAGAUAAAUGAGACUACAGCCUAAAUACACGUUUGUUUGUUUUUUUACAGUGUAAAUGUGUUUUAUGAGCGUUUCAGGCUCCCUCAGCAGAGAGGAUAAUUCAUCCAAACAUGAUUGUUUUCGACCUCCUUAAUGGAGCCGGGAAGAGAAGACACAAUGCUCACAUUUAUGAAACAUGAAGCAGCAGCAGAAAUCUGAAGGAAAAACAUCUGCAGCUCAGUUUAAUGUUAAGAAUCAGACGUUCCUCUGAUGUUCUGGAUUCUCUCCAGUUUGGUCUAAAUGUGGUUCCAGAACUUUGCAGCUUCCAGAGGAGACAAACCACAAAAUGAACAAACGGCAGCUUCACUAAUGGAAGAGAUUCACUGAUGCCUUCAUGACCGGACGUCUCCAGAUCCACAGUCUGAGGAGAUCUGAUCCAAAUGAAACGCCUCUGUGACAUUUUCCACUUCGGCUUAACCGAGGAUGAUGGAAACGAUGUGAGCACAGAUCUGUUCAGGAAGUGGUCCUCUGAAAACUUUGUUGUUUCUUCUCUGUAAUCUUCUGGAACACACACUCUGUCCUCUACACUCUAAAAAGUCAAUCAGAAAACCAGCAGAUAAUUCAAUGCAUGCUUGAAAGAUAAAAAAUAAACUCAAAUUUCUGAAGUUUAAAGAAGUUUAAAAACUUUGCUUUAUUCUACCGAUUAUUACAUAAGUUGGUAAUUUAAAAAUAAAAACUAACUGCAGAGGAAAGCUGAUUCCUCUCACUCAGUAUAGUUAAUUGGUCAAACAUCGUUUCUUUAGAGGUUGAACUAAAACACAUUGAUGGAAGCUGCUUCAUUUCUCAGAAAAUUUACAUUUUGAAGUUGCAAACAUCACUUUCAUGAGGUGUGACUGAAUAAUUAAUAAUUUAUGUGUAAAUUAAACUCAGAUUUCUGCUUUAGUGGAAAUGAAACUGAAUUCAAGUUGAGACAACUGAAUGAAAUUAGCUUUUUUUAAAUUUAUUUUCCUUCAAGACAAACAAUUUCUAUGAGUUGUGUUGACGUUAAAAUGCAUUUACCUGAACUUUGUCUGGAAUUUAAACUCACAUUUCUGUAUUCAUUGAGUUAAAACAACAUUAAAUUAGCUUGAUAGCUCCAUUCUUCUCCACACUGAGGUUCUUAAAUACUUAAACUUGUGUUAAUGCUGCCAGAUGUUGAAUAAUUUAAAAUAGUGCUGAUAACUGCUGCUCAGUGUAGUUAGCUGGUUCAACAGGAUUUCUUCAGAGGUUGUCUGGACUAAAAAACUGAUGGAAACUCUUUGUUUUUCUCGAUCAUUCCUGCAUCUUCUUCUGAUUCUCCCUGGAAGCUUCCAGACGGUCGCAUCGUGUUUUUGCAGCGUUGCCACAGCGAUCAGGCGUCCGUUCCAGAAACGUCUGGAUAAGAUCUUUCCAGCUGCUUGGUUUUGUGGCAUGAAGACGCUUCAGACUGUCCAUCGAUAAGCUAAAUGAUUAUCCUUUUAUCAGCAUCUUCAACUGAAACUAGCUUGAAAAUCUUUAUUCCAACUGAAUAAUCCAACAGUAGAACCAACAGAAGAAGGUUCCUGGAGGUGGUUUAAGAUUCAGGAUUCCUUUAAAGUCGUUGUCCUUUUAGUAUCUGCUCACAUAGCCCAACGAAAUAAUGUUCUAAUAGCUAAAAUAUGAGAAAAACCUUCAGAUCAAUAAAAACAGAGAAGACUGAAAGGAUGUAAUGAACGUCUAAAAGCAGCAGCAGGUUAAACUAACAGAUAAGAAGGAUGAAGAAUGUGAAGAGAACCCGAUGGAGUCCAGUAGAACCGGUUUGUCCAACCACAUGAUGAAUUCCUGAUGUUCAUCUUCUCAUCUUUUGUUCGUGUUUUGCCUUCUGCAGCUCAGAACAAAGUUUCUAUAGAUUGUCACAAACUCUGAGACUCGAUUCUCAGACGAGGGCUAAACUUUCUGCUGUUUCCUGUAAUCGCUGCGACCUUCCAGUGUUUCUGCCUUUGGUUUAUCUGUUCUGGAUGUUCUGGAUGUUCUUGCUGCUGACAUGGAAACAGUGACGUGUCCUUUGGUUGUUUAAUGUCUCGUGUGGUGACGUCUUGUACUUCUAUUAAAGGACAUAAACGUGUCUUCAUUGGCUGCUGAAGCACGUUUGUUGAUAAGAUAUUUAUACACCUGAUGAGUUGAAUGUGAACUCUGCUUAAACUGAACCAAGGAAUGUGUAACACUGCCAUGUUUUAUUGUCCUUAUUUUCACUGCUACACAUGAUGUUUUGGAAAAACAAAACAAAUAAUAAUAAAUGCCAUUCUGGAGGA
This is a messenger RNA of Acanthochromis polyacanthus (spiny chromis), 12146 nucleotides long. It is a transcript of the gene ptger3, whose product is annotated as prostaglandin E receptor 3 (subtype EP3). Gene Ontology annotation, molecular function: prostaglandin E receptor activity. Bases 151 to 1386 code for a protein of 411 amino acids. The record is from RefSeq and is a predicted model, not a curated record. Gene Ontology annotation, biological process: intestine smooth muscle contraction; adenylate cyclase-activating G protein-coupled receptor signaling pathway; positive regulation of cytosolic calcium ion concentration. Lineage: Eukaryota; Metazoa; Chordata; Actinopteri; Pomacentridae. Gene Ontology annotation, cellular component: plasma membrane. The transcript has 3 exons.